Molecule: messenger RNA, 4016 nt
Organism: Anarrhichthys ocellatus (wolf-eel)
Lineage: Eukaryota; Metazoa; Chordata; Actinopteri; Perciformes; Anarhichadidae
Gene: maco1a
Product: macoilin 1a
Exons: 11
Coding region: 187-2223 (678 amino acids)
Biological process (GO): neuronal signal transduction
Cellular component (GO): rough endoplasmic reticulum membrane
Source: RefSeq, a predicted model, not a curated record
UGCGUGUCAAGAAAGGGGGAGGGGCCUUCAGCGGGACUGUUUUUAUUUAUUUCUUUGUUUCAUGUGCGUAAAACAACAACAAUGGUUGGAUAAUUGAAGAAGUGGGAACAUUGAGGAUGAGCGGAUGACAUUUCCAGUUACAGCCACCACCAGACCGAUAUCACCAGUGAACCAAACAGGGGGAGGAUGAAGCGGCGCAAUGCGGACUGCAGCAAACUCCGACGGCCGUUAAAACGGAACCGAAUCACUGAGGGUAUAUAUAGCAGUACGUUCCUGUACCUGAAGUUCCUGGUCGUGUGGGUGUUAGUUCUGCUGGCCGACUUUGUGCUGGAGUUCAGGUUUGAGUACCUGUGGCCCUUCUGGCUUUUCAUUCGAAGCGUCUACGACUCCUUCAGAUACCAGGGACUGGCGUUCUCUGUUUUCUUCGUGUGCGUGGCGUUUACGUCGGACAUCAUCUGCCUCCUCUUCAUCCCCGUCCAAUGGCUGUUUUUCGCUGCCAGCACCUACGUCUGGGUCCAGUACGUCUGGCACACAGAAAGAGGAGUCUGUCUACCGACUGUUUCGCUGUGGAUCCUGUUUGUGUACAUCGAAGCUGCCAUCCGGUUCAAAGACCUGAAGAACUUUCACGUGGACCUGUGUCGACCCUUUGCUGCUCACUGUAUCGGCUAUCCGGUGGUCACCCUGGGCUUCGGCUUUAAGAGCUACGUCAGCUACAAGAUGCGACUGAGGAAACAGAAGGAGGUGCAGAAGGAGAACGAGUUCUACAUGCAGCUUCUACUGCAGGCUCUACCGCCAGAGCAACAGAUGCUGCAGAGACAGGAGAGGGAGGCAGAGGAGGCUGCUUUAGCUAAAGGGAUCUCCGAGGUGGAACCCGCCGUUGUAUCCCAGAACGGAGCACCUCCUGGAAAGAAAAGCACUCCGGUCCCGCUGCCAGAGCUGGAGUACCGGGAAAAAGGGAAGGACAGUACCGCAAAAGAGCGCGAGGGCAAAAAACAGAACGCGGUUGGAAUCAAUAACAAUAGUAUUAUACACGCACUGGACUCCAAACUGCAGGAGGCGGAGUAUAUAGAGAACUACGUCGGGGCGAAGAGACUGAAUAACGACCUGGCAGGAGAGAACACGCACGCCGACGCCAACACGCACUCGGCCUCUAAAGAGGAAACGGCGGGGGCGGGGAAGAACUACAAAAAUGCCGGCGGAGGCGGGGGUAACAUUUCCAACUCGUCCCCGCGGAACCACAGUUCUUCAAAUGGCAGCGUCCCGCCGGGUUCCUCCACCAGUAAGAAUGAGAAGAAGCAGAAGGGGGCGGGGAAAGGGCAGAAGGAUCCGGUGGAGAACUGCAUCCCCAACAACCAGCUGGGCAAGCCGGACGCUCUCGUACGGCUGGAGCAGGACGUGAAGCGUCUGAAGGCCGAUCUUCAGGCCAACCGGCAGUUGGAGUCGGAGCUGCGGAGUCAGGUCUCCUCUCUGAGCAGCCAGGACCGCAGCCUGCGCUCCGAACUGGGCCAGCUCCGCCAGGACAACGAGCUGCUCCAGAACAAGCUCCACAGCGCCGUCCAGGCCAAGCAGAAGGACAAGCAGACAAUCUCCCAGCUGGAGAAGAGGCUGAAGGCCGAGCAGGAGGCCCGCGCCCUCGCUGAGAAACAGCUGGCUGAGGAGAGGAAGAGGAAGAAGAUGGAAGAGGCCACUGCUGCCCGAGCCGUGGCUUUGGCUGCUGCCACCAGAGUGGAGUCGACGGACUCUCUGCGUGGUCGUAUCAGAGAGCUGGAGAACGAGUGCAAGAAGCUCAGCAUGGACAUGAAACUCAAGGAGGAGCAGAUCCGGGAUCUAGAGGGCAAGUGUCAGGAGCUGCGGAAGUACAAAGAGAACGAGAAGGACACAGAGGUGUUGAUGUCGGCGCUGUCGGCCAUGCAGGAGAAGACCCAGCACCUGGAGAACAGCCUGAGUGCUGAGACCCGGAUCAAGCUGGACCUCUUCUCUGCACUGGGGGAUGCCAAGAGGCAGCUGGAGAUAGCACAAGGUCAGAUCCACCAGAGGGAGCAGGAGAUCGCCGAGCUGAAGCAGAAGAUAGCCGAGGUGAUGGCGGUGAUGCCCAGCCUGUCCUACUCCUCAGACGGCAGCAACCUGAGCCCCGUGGCCCCGCACUACUCCUCCAAGUUCAUGGACAAUAGUCCCUCCUCCCUGGACCCCAACGCCUCGGUCUACCAGCCCCUCAAGAAGUGACUCUGACAGCCACGCGUGUCCUCAGACAGAACUUUGUCUCUUUCUUUACGUUGGCGAAGCUCUCUGCUUUUUGUUUACCAGCCCCUGACAGGUCUUUGCACUCUAAUGUACCACAUACAGACACCAGCCCCCUCCAUACAUAUGUGUGUUUUUGGUUCUAUUAUGAGAACUAUUCUUUUGAGAGGGUUGUGUACAAUCUUGAGUUUCUUUUGGAGUUUUGGGAUUUAGCCAUUAGCCAGCGUGAUCUGUUUGAAGGGGGAGAAAUGAACACACGAUUCAUUGGUCAAAAGUCUCCCGAAGAGCCGCCAUGCAUCGCUCCAUGCCCCCCCCCGCCAUAUGUUCUUCUAAAGUGACCCGACACACAGACGUUUCAUUUCUACAUGAUGGUUUGUAUUUAGACAGAAGACAGUUUCCUGUAAAGUGAAUGACAUGAAUGUAAAAACUAUUCAUGCUUUUCACUGAAAUCCCUGAUCGUUUGUUUUGUAACGUCUCAGUUCAGUUUUGUACAUUUCUUCUAAAAGAUAUUGAACGGAUAAACGUUUGCUGCGUCCUUCAGAUGUUCCAAUAUGAUUCAUCCUCUUCACGCUGAAGCCUCCGGGAUUAUCGGUUAGUCGAUGAAGCAAAACCAGAAAAAACUGUUAUUGCUAGAUUUGACCAGGCACUGCCAAAAUGUUAACGUUCUCCUGUUGUUCUGCUGCAGACACCUUUCCUCUCCCUCUGGACCAAAUUAGAACCCGCUAGGCCACAUUGUUCACCGGAUUUAAUGAUGUCGAGGUAACCGGUCGUUACCGUGAUUUGCAGAUUUUACAGUGCCUUGCCGUUUCUCUUUUUAAGAUGCAAAAACCACAUACUUUGCAAUCCUGGGAUCAAAAAAAGCAUCAGAGCUUCAAAGCCGUGUUUCUCUCGCUCCGAUUCAUGCAUUCAUUCAAGACUUCUCUCAAUCUGAUCCUUUCAAUUCAGUAUUCAAAGGCUAAAACCAGUUGAUCACGAUGUCACGGACUUAAAGGGAAAACAGAACACUGGACAUGGUACGCGUCAUUUCACAGUGACAGAGUCUUGGUGCGCCAAAACGCCAACCAAACUGAUUGUCUCUCAUCGUGCCCUAAGAGUCGGCUUUUAGCUGUUUACAACGAUGUACAUUAACUUACUGAGGAAUGUUUUCUUUGUUUGUUUCCGUUCUUAAGUGCCAAGUGUUGAUGUUCGGUUGCCCAUCCAUACUUCGACCGAUGUAGCUAGCAUAACGAGUGAUGUCGUCAUUAGACCAUGUUCAGAUGGUGUUGUGUUUACAAGGUGCGGGGCUGAUCGUGGCGAAGCAGCAGGUGGUCAGUAAACUCCCGUUUUAUUUAUUUGUUAGAAACCUGUAUUGAGUGGCUCCUCCUUGAUAUUUCCCAUCAUAUUCAGUUGAUUUCCUAUAUUUUCUACCAGGAAGGAUUCUGUGAAUGUGAUGUGUUGGGGGAGGGGGGGAGGUUACUCCCCCCUCCCUCUGAACCAUUUUGACCAUGUUGUGCUGUCAUGUUGCCUACCUGGGGGAAAAAAAAAAAAAAAGUAUUAUUUGUGGUGGAUCGCUCUGGUGUUGUGAAUUCAGUUCUGAAGUUGCUUUUAUAGGUUUGUGUUAAAGGAAGAGAAGGAAGUUGGGGGGAAAAAAAAAAAGGAAAAUUGCUUUUGUUUUAUCUUUUCAUUGCUCCGCCAUGUUUGUUUUCUUUACUCAAAGUGAUGGUGGCUGUGUCACUCUUUUCACUUUGGCCAUCACUAUUAAAGAAAGUCUUGCUGGUGGCAAUGCAAGCUGUUCAGUG